Messenger RNA from Fusarium oxysporum Fo47, 1425 nucleotides. RefSeq lists its product as uncharacterized. The transcript has a single exon. Bases 356 to 1306 code for a protein of 316 amino acids. Lineage: Eukaryota; Fungi; Ascomycota; Sordariomycetes; Hypocreales; Nectriaceae. The record is from RefSeq and is a predicted model, not a curated record.
GCCAAAUCGGUGGGGCCGAUGCCGAAGUCCCGUCAAUCUUAGAUGCAAAGCACGAUUACAUGAUGUAUUAUCCAAUAUUCUGCAGCUUCUCGCGCGGUAAUUUUGUUCACUCCCGAGAGCUUAUCAAUAGAGGGGUUUCAUUACUAAGGGCCAUAGUUGUCUUUGAGAGGCUGAAAUAGUGCUGACACAUUGGUUCCGUUAGUUGCCGUUUGAUAGAUCGGGUAUGUAAGUUGAAGUAUAAAGACGUCGGUAUGAUUCCACUUCAAGGUCAUUGUGUUCCUCACACUUGUUCUCAUACCUCGGACUCUACUCUCACGAUAAAAGAGUUUUGGCUGUUCGCACAUACACUAUCACGAUGAGCAUGCUCUCAGCUGAAGUCACGGAAUGGGGUCAACCUCCCAAGUCCAUCAAAGUUCCCCCUCCUGCAGCCCCAGUUCACGACAACGAGACAGAGAUCAAAGUCCUCGCUGCCGGCCUUCACCAACUCGUCCGCACACGCGCGGCGGGAAAACACUACACUGCUACUGAACUCCCUCACGUUCCCGGCGUCGACGGUGUAGGCAUCAAUCUCUCUACCGGCAAGAAAGUCUACUUCUCGCUCCUUGGUACAAAGCAGGGCAGUUAUGCUGAGAUCGUCAAUGCGCCAACUCACAACAUCGUUGAGCUUCCCGAGGGCGUAGACCCUGUUGUUGCAGCUGCUAUGGUCAACCCCGUCAUGGCGAGUUGGAUGGCGUUGAGGAAGCGUGUUGAUUGGACUGGAAAGGAGGGCAAACCUUACAAAGUCUUCAUCAACGGCGUCACCAGCGCCAGUGGAAAGAUCGCUAUCAAAGUAGCGCGUCACCUCGGUGCAACAACCGUCGUCGGCGCAGCUCGUAACAAAGACGCGUUGUCAAAGCUCGACCUCGACGCCAGCGUUGUCCUUCAAGAACCCAACGCCACAGAUUUCUCCGCCGCCGCAGACGCAGACAUUGUUCUCGAUUUCCUUUACGGACCGUGGCCCAAUGCGUUCCUGUUGAGUCCCAGCACAGCUAGUGCUAAGAACCCUAUUACGUGGAUCAACAUUGGGUCUAUGGCGGGUGAUAUUGGUGAUAUCUCGGCGAUGGGGCUGAGGAGGAGAGAUGUUACGGUGCGGGGCUCGGGGCCGGGAGCGUGGGAUCCGAGGCAGCUGGGGGUUGAGACGGAGGGAAUGUUGAAGGUUCUUGUGGGUUUGGGAGAUGAAGGGUUGAAGAAGUAUAGGAUUGAGGAUGUUGAGGAUGGUUGGGGUGAUAAGGGGAGGGAUAGAGUUGUUUUUGUGUUUAGUGAGUAGGCUUGAGGGGGAGUGAGUGAGUAUAGGGUGAGGAUGAAUGAGUUGUGAUAAUGAGAUGCGAUAAAUGACAAUGACAUAAAUUGACCCCUUUACCAUCAAUAAAUUGCUAUUUCUUAUGA